ACAGUGAGUAUUUUGUAGAAAGAUGGAAGUAAAGUAUCUGAAAAGUAAAUGAACUCACUUUGUCUAAACAGCGAUGAUUUUUGAAUUUAUGAGGUCAGGACGCUUCAGCGCUGUGUGACGUCCGUAACGUUUUAAAGCUACAUAUUAAUGCAAUUAACUUGAAACUUAAUGUACAAUGCCAACUUAUGGCCAUACAAUUUAUUUUGUAUCAUUGCAUAUUAAAAUAAUUCACUAUGUUAUGCAGAUGCACAAUGUGAAACUGUAAUCUAAAGAGAGAAAGAAAUGUGAUUGCUGCAGUUACUGUGGAGUAACAGAAACAGUUAUUACACUGAAGCGUACAGAGAAAGAAACCAACUUGUGGAAAAAAUAAGAGAUAUGGAAAUUAGUGUCUUUUCAGUAAAACUAUAUUUCAGAAUGCACAGAAACACCUAUUUGAAAGAUACGGGUUUAAUUAACAGGAUAUAAUUUUUUUUUGAUUUGUUGUGAUUUUUCUUCACGAUCAGUUUUGAAAAGUUUACAGAGUGGAGUAUCCUCAGCGAGGCAAGAUAUAGUAAAUGAAAUUUUACAAGUAAUAUUUAGAAUCAAACAAUUAGGAACAGAGGUUUGUUUUCUGUGGGUCCCGGCACAUGUUGGCGUGAAAGGGAAUGAAGAAGUGGAUAAAUUGGCAAAGGAGGCUCUAAAGCAUCAUGAGAUUGAUCUUAGCGUAAAGUUGAGUAAAAGCGGAAGUCAAGGGGAUAAUUGGAAUUGAAAUGAAAAAGCAGUGGCAGAUGAAAUGGGAUAAUGAAAUAAAGGGAAGGCAUUUGCACAAUUUACACAGAAAAGUAGGGGUGGAAAGAAGAAGAAUUAAUGACAGGGAAAAAGAUGUGCUAUGGACUAGAUUGCGAAUUGGACAUUCAGCAUUAAAUCACAAUCUGUAUAAAAUAGGGAAACCGGAAACUGUGAUAGGUGCGGACACUUGGAAACAGUGAAUCAUGUAUUAUUAGAGUGUACAACAUAUAACAGAGAGAGAAUAAAAUUAAUCCAGUCAUUGAAAGAUGGUGGUAUAAACAAUUACUCACUUAAAGAAUUAUUAGGUGAUGGAAUAAAUCAUAGAAUUCAAAAUGAAGUAUUUAGAUUUUUAAAUGACACAGAACUAGUGAACAGAAUCUAAGGAAAUGUGAUUAUUUUUAUUAGGUAAGGUGUUACUUGUUAUUUAUUUAUUUUUUCUGAGAAUCAGUUUUCACCAAGUAGUGCUCCAUACUCCAAUCCAGUAGGUGGCGGAAAUGCACCUUACAGUUGGUUUGCCAACCGCCAGUUAAACAGCAGAAGAAGAAGAGCAUCGAGAUCUGCAGAAACUCUGUAAAAUAAUAAUAAUAACUGACAGAAAACAGCUGAAAGAGUGAACUUGAAGACGAGGCGGAGACUCGAGGAAAAGAGGAGCAGUGAAUUAACUUACCUAAGAUAUUGAAUUCUUGUCUUGAUCUGAUGGAAGAGAAGAAGGUGAUGGAGGAACUGAUGGAAGCAGGGAAGAAACAUCAAGACAUUUGCCCUCAGUGUGGAAAGAGUUUCUCAUGCGAACAAAGUCUUAAUCUUCACAUAAAAUUUCAUAAGGAAAUGAAGCCGUACGAAUGUGACUGGUGCGAUAAGAUUUUCACACUUAAAGGAAACUUUAAUGAACACAUGAAAAUCCACGCUGAAGAGAAGCCACACACAUGUGAUCAGUGCGGGAAGAAGUUCAGACUUAAAGGAAACCUUAAUACACACAUGAGAAUCCACACUGGAAAGAAACCCUUCACAUGUGAUCAGUGCGGGAGGAAGUUCAGACAUAAAGGAAACCUUAAUACUCACAUGAGAAUCCACACUGGAAAGAAACCCUUCUCAUGUGAUCAGUGUGAUAAAAGUUUCAUACAAAAAGGACAGCUUAAUGAACACAUGAGAAUCCACACUGGAGAGAAGCCCUUCACAUGUGAACAGUGCGGGAAGAGUUUCAGAAAGUCAAGUGCUUUCAAAGUACAUUUGCUCACUCAUUCUAGAGAAAGACUAUAUAACUGUGACCAGUGCAGUAAAAGUUUUUUUAGGGCAGAUUUCCUGAAGGACCACCUGACAGUUCAUACACAGGAGAGGCCUUACGUAUGUUCUUUGUGUGGAAAGAGUUUUAGACUGAUGGGUAAUUUAAAAACACAUCAGAAAAGACACAGCGGCGUGAAGGAUCAUAUUUGCUCUGAGUGUGGAAAGGCUUUUUUUUCAGUUUAUGCACUGAAGAAGCACCAGACAGUUCACACCGGAGAAAAACCUUACCAGUGUUCACACACUGACAAGACAUUCACCAGGGUUUCCGCAGGGUCUUAAAGUCUUAAAUUGUAUAAGAAAGUCUUAAUUAUGAUUUCAAGAGGUCUUUAAAUUUGGAGAAGGAAAGACCAGAGUUGAGAUAUGGCUGAAUGUGACGAUUACAUUUCAAAAGGCUAUGAUUUCAUUAAAUAAACAUGAGCGCUGAAAGUUCAAAGUCCGGUGCUGCGCUGCUUUGUGUUCUGCCUUUACCAGGAAAACUGUUAUAUUUCUGCCAAACGCGACACCUGCUGGCAGAGAAUGAAUCAGUUAACACAAGUAAAACUAGUGUGCGUACGAGUGCCUUUUUUCACUGCACGAUUCAGUUGAUUAAAAUGCAUUUAGAAUGAUCACAUAAUUUAAGAUAUGGGGGCAGAAAAUGUAUAGCCUAUAUUUAUAUCAUUUCAUAUAGUUAAUAUCACAGGAAGAGUGCCGUUUUUUCUCCAAAGUCAGCAUGAUUACAAAUGUGAUAUUUAUUUUAUGCAACAGUUCAAUAAACAAGAAAUUAAUAUUAAGAGACUUACGUUUUAUACACCAUAUUUCCUGCUUUUGCUCUAUUUCUCCAACAAAAAUAAUUCCAAACACGGCCACAGCGCUGUUUUACGUCUCUGAGCAACAUGAAGGUGAUUCGUUCCUGAAUGAAUCAACAGUUUAAAUGAUUCGGUUCAAUCGCAAUGACUCGCUUAUUAACAAUGAUUUGCUGCCACCUACUGGCAGUUUUAAUUUCACAUUUAAAGUAUCUUCAUUUUUUUAUGUUUUCGUGCCAUGACUUCACCUUUUAUGUUUCAAAUAUCAAAAUAUUAUUUAUGCGUCUGUAACUGUAGUAGGGGUGUAACGACUACCGAUUCUCCGGCACGGAGAAAACAGAAAUUAAGUCUAUAAUAGGACCACACAAAAUAUAUAAUAGACUAUAAUAUAAUUAACAGAAAAAAGGGAAAAAACUGUGCAACAAGUAGGCUAUAGGCUACCUUUGUUUUUGUGACACUCUUAAUGCAUUUUAUUUCUUUCCUUUAUAUCUUUGAUUUUAUUCCUCGGCUCGCGUUGGCGCUUCUCGCACUCACAAACAACAUUAGUUCUAGCGUUGCUUGACAUUUCAGCUAUUCAUCAUUAAACUAAAAUGUAGUCAACCAAAUGUAAAAGUUACACUGUUUAUUUUAAAAGGUCUGCUGUGAAAUCAGCGUGCAGUGCCAAAACAAACAUUUUUACGCAUGUGAAG
Molecule: messenger RNA, 3520 nt
Organism: Onychostoma macrolepis
Lineage: Eukaryota; Metazoa; Chordata; Actinopteri; Cypriniformes; Cyprinidae
Product: gastrula zinc finger protein XlCGF7.1-like
Exons: 2
Coding region: 1465-2328 (287 amino acids)
Biological process (GO): regulation of transcription by RNA polymerase II
Molecular function (GO): RNA polymerase II cis-regulatory region sequence-specific DNA binding; DNA-binding transcription factor activity, RNA polymerase II-specific
Source: RefSeq, a predicted model, not a curated record